This is a messenger RNA of Monomorium pharaonis (pharaoh ant), 1849 nucleotides long. RefSeq lists its product as uncharacterized. The record is from RefSeq and is a predicted model, not a curated record. NCBI's taxonomy places the organism in Eukaryota, Metazoa, Arthropoda, Insecta, Hymenoptera, Formicidae. The coding region runs from base 101 to 505 and encodes 134 amino acids. The transcript has 3 exons.
AACCGUAAAAUGCCAAUUGCUUAUUCUUAUUGGUUUCUACUAACAUUUGCUGAAACGAUAAGACAGAAUGUAGUACGGAAAGCAUUUGAAGAAACAAGGAAUGAAUAAUACUAACGCGACCAUCCAUGAUAUUUUAUCAGGACGCCGAUCGAUCUCCUUAUCGUUACCUGUCGCCGGCGGGAUCAUAAUUGCGAUUAUAAUUUGCACUUGCUGCUGUACCCUGUGUGCGAGGUACAAGUGUGCGAGGAUCGUUAAUAAGCUGACCGGGAGACGAAAGAAAGAAAAGUAUUUCCCUUCCUAUAUUGAGGAAGGACGAAAGAAGUUACGGAAGAAGAGAAAGAAGAAGAGACCCGUGUCGCCGGACCUGGCAAUCGGCACCGCAACGGAAGUCACCGCACCGAUUAUCCCUAAGGAACCGGAGAGAUUGGAGGACGCUUCGCCGACGCCGUGUUACAAAUGCUACAGAAAAAAGAAAAAGGGACGGAAACGGCAGAUACGACGAUGAGAAGGAGAAGAAGGUUAAUCGAGUAAACGGGAGAAAAUGAGACCUCUUUCCGAAUUAAAAGGAAAUAAAAAAACACGUGCGACAGCGAAAUGACGGUCUUUUGUUUUUGUCUGCGCGUUUCUUUUUCUCUCUCUUUUUUCCUGUAAACAUCUCGUUUUGGAGAAAAAUGCCAUCUUGGACGAUCAGUAUUUACGUUACAAUCAGCGCGACAAUUUUUAUUCUAAGAGUCCGCGGCACGAUAGACGUGAACCUGAGCGAAUUGGAGUAUCUCGCGGCUCGACUGGACCCGUUCGAGUGUAGGCGAUUGACCGCCGCGCUACAUUACACAACUUAUGACUUGCCGAAGAACCUGGCUGCGGCAGGUCAGCUCUCUUUUGCGAUGUUUUACGUUCUUACGUUGCAUCAAACGCCUGCCUGUUAAUUGCAUCGUUAAUUCGAUCGUUUUAUCUAUCGCGUCGAUCCAACUAACGCUUGGCUUAUUCCCGCGGAACAAAAGAGCGCAAGGUAGACGAGGAGAUCCCGUGUCUGCGUCAACUGCUUCAUUGGAAUAGUUCCCCAGGGGAGGGCCGGGGAAAGACGCACGCGGCGAUUAUACAUCGGCUUCGACAGAUAAAUCGCAAUGAUCUCGCCGAUUGGCUUGGCAGAACAGUCUUCAGACAACUGGGAAAGGAUCUGGACAAUGCUAUUACGCUGUCCUUCGACGAGGAAGAAAUGGAAACCAGCACGUCGGCAUUCCACGUAGCUAAUUAUACUUAGAGCUGCGCAAAACAGGAUCAAAACAUUCUUCGUAUACAAAAUGCAAGAUAAAGUGUAUUUUACAUGUAAAAUAUAAAUUGGCAAGAAAGAGAGUAUAUCUGAAAAUUUACAGAAAUUAAACGAUGCAAAUGAUUUAAAUAUUAUAGGGAAAAUUUUGAUUAUGUUAUUUUUUCAUUGUAUUUAAAUAAAUCUAAUUGUAAGAUUUAUAUAUUUUAGAUAAAGUGUAUUGCUCAGCUCUGAUUAUAAUAUAUAAUUCGACCUUUUUUUAUCUAACUUCUGGGUUUCUUUUUCAGAUAAAAAUUUUAUCUAAAUAAUGCAUGAGGUAUGUUGUUUACAGCUUGUUUACUACAACCGAGUCUGUUACCUGGACUCGAGAGGAAGAUUCAUGGUUACCAGUUGAUACAAUUCUUAUGGCUAUUGUGCUUGGAUUGCUAGGAACACUAUUUGUUCUAAUUGUAGCUGUUAUUAUACACGCCGUCAAGAGCAAUAAAAAUUAAGUAUAUCGCACGUAUAUUUUGUUUUUUCUGAAGUUUAAAUAAAGCUUGUAAAAUGGAUAUCUCUAUGUUAAAGAAUAAAUUAAUGAAACAU